AUGCGCCAAAGUGUUAAAAAUCUUUGUCUAAUAACGCACGAAGUGCGCUUGAUCGAGAGCUUGCGUGGUCUCUAUAGCGCGCGUUUUUCUAAAACUGGUGAAAUUAUAGCAGCAGGUUUUGGGAACGGCAGUAUUCAGAUUCGUAAUGGUGAAACUGGCGAGUUGGAGGGAACACUCAAAUCUGGUUUGGAAAGUUCCAUGCCGAUUAUGUGCUGUAGAUUUAAUCCAAUCUACAGCGAAAUUUUUUAUGCCUCCAGUGCCUGCGGAAUUAUAUUUAUGUGCAACACGUACACAGAAGAAUUUUCCAAAUUUACAUUUGAGCCGAAGAACGAGGUAAACGCAAUAGAUGUUAGUAUUACUGGAGAUUAUCUGGUUUCUUGUGGUAAAGACGCAGCUGUUCGACUUUACAAUACACAAACUGCUCAAUUGAUAUUAACGUACAAAAAGAAAGAUGUUUUUACAGAAAGUAAAGCCGCUAACUUUCAUCGAAUGAGAAUAUUUGCCGCAAGAUUUCACAAAGAGUAUCCCGAUCUAAUUAUAACUGGUGGCUGGGACCAAACUGUUAGGAUUUGGGAUAUCAGAGUCCCGAAUGGUUCAAUAAGAAUUAUUAAAGGUCCUCAUAUAUGCGGCGAUGCCAUCGACAUGCAUAAAACGUGCAUCCUUACAGGCUCGUGGAUAGUACGCGAUAGUCUGCAAAUAUGGGAUCUGAUGAGCGCAAAACUCAUCGACACAAUAAAUCCAUAUAACAGACCGUCGACUUUGAACGGCGAGUUUCUUUACGCAGUGCAAUAUUUCAACGGAGAUCCUCACGGCGAUCUCGUCCUGGCUGGAGGUUCCGGUAUUGGCGGAGUUGAAAUAAUUAGUUUAAGAGAAAAGAAGGUAAUGGGAAGUUUCGAUGCAAUCAAGCCAAUAUUCACCAUAGAUAGUUAUCAAACUGCAAUAAUAUUCGGUGGCAUAGAAUCUGUGAUAAAGCUUGGAGAUUACAAUUUUUCUAACUAA
Messenger RNA from Solenopsis invicta (red fire ant), 999 nucleotides. Its product is annotated as WD repeat-containing protein 5 homolog. The record is from RefSeq and is a predicted model, not a curated record. Lineage: Eukaryota; Metazoa; Arthropoda; Insecta; Hymenoptera; Formicidae. Gene Ontology annotation, molecular function: protein binding. The transcript is spliced from 7 exons. The coding region runs from base 1 to 999 and encodes 332 amino acids.